Molecule: messenger RNA, 1097 nt
Organism: Mustela lutreola (European mink)
Lineage: Eukaryota; Metazoa; Chordata; Mammalia; Carnivora; Mustelidae
Exons: 6
Coding region: 1-672 (223 amino acids)
Source: RefSeq, a predicted model, not a curated record
AUGACGCCACCCUGCGUGCCAAGCGUCACUAGCCCCAACCGUGACGCCGCUAGGAGGUUGGCAGCGCACGCGGCCGGAGGCGGGGCUUGUCGUCGGGAGGCGGGGCUUGUCGCCAGGGGGCGGGGCCUGUCGCCCGGGGACCCACCCGCCGGCUGCGCACGCUUUCCGGCCGGCGUUUCCGUUGAGCGGCUGUUGGCAAACGCCCUGACCCGUUACCUCCCUCGGACGUCAGUGGCGAGAAAGGGGUCUUUGAGGCUCCGGGCACCGAGGGCCCUUGAGAUAGUGUGGCCGCGGCUAGGCGAGACCAGGUGCAGGGGCGAGCCCCCUGUCGUCCUUUGCGACGCCGCCGCGGGCUUCAGCAACAGUGACUCUGGUUCGAGUUGGUUGCACCGGCCCCGGCGGGCCUCGGGGCCCGGGCCCGACCGGCCGUUGCCCGCCCCAGCCCCCUACAGCUGGAGGGCCUUUGAAGAAUAUGCAGAAUGUGAAAAUGCCAAGCUUCUGAAGGCAUUUGGUUCCUUGCCCAAGGAUAGAGGCAGAUAUCAAGGGAGCCUGAGAGUGUUUGUGACCCCUCCAGCCAGCACUAGUGGUAGUAAGGUUAUAUACCAAACAGAGAUGUAUGGAAAGCUAAAAGAGGACAUGCUAAGGAAGAGGACUCAAAAAAUGAUAAAGUGAUGUUUUUGUACUCACUACAAGUCAACAUAGUAUGAAUUACACCAACAAGUGUGGUCAGAUAUUUAAAGUUCCUGUACUACCAGAUGACCCAGUAAUGGUGGAAAUGCUGCAAAACAACGUGCAGGAUAAGCUCUACUUCUCUCCAGGGGAUACUUGGAUACUUUCAGUUUCAAAAUCGAAGAUGACUUAGAUGCUACUUGCCCUACAGAGGAAAUUGAGGAUGAAAAGUUUUAUCAGUUCCAAUUAUGAUUCAGCGACUGAGAACAAAACUAGUGAACGGUACAGGACUGAUGUGAACAACCUGAACCACUUUUACCAGAAGGGAAAUCUGGGAAAUAAAUUAUUGAUGUGCAGUAUUUUUUUCCCAAAAUACUGUGGUUUUUCAAAACAUUAAAAAUGUAUGGAUAUUUAUAUCCUUAAAAAAC